UGUCAGUGUCCAUCAGUGCCACAUCAAUGCCACAUAUCAGUGCCUACCAGUGCACAUCAAUGCCACCCAUCAGUGCCAGUCAGUGCCACCUAUCAGUGCUGCCAAUCAGUGCCACCUAUUAGUGCCAGUCAGUGCCGCCUAUCAGUGCCAUGUAUCAGUGCUGCCUUUCAGUGCCCAUCAGUGAUGCCUGUCAAUGCCCAUCAGUGCUGCAAAUCAGUGCCGCCUAUCAGUGCCAGUCAGUGCCGCCUAUCAGUGCCAGUCAGUGCCACCUAUCAGUGCCAGUCAGUGCCACCUAACAGUGCCAGUCCAGUGCCACCUAACAGUGCCAGUCAGUGCCGCCUAUCAGUGCCACCUAUCAGUGCCGCCUAUCAGUGCCAUGUAUCAGUGCUGCCUUUU
Molecule: messenger RNA, 396 nt
Organism: Staurois parvus
Lineage: Eukaryota; Metazoa; Chordata; Amphibia; Anura; Ranidae
Source: the annotation of a GenBank genome assembly